CCUAACAAAACAACAUGCGCGGAGUGUUAUUAUAGUGUGUUAUAAAUUAAUUAAACCUUAUUAAUUUCUAUUAUUAGAUAUAUAAAGCUGAAAUUUUGCAAACGCAAACAUGGUUAGGCACAACAACCAACUACCAAACAAUUUACCUCAGUUACAAAAUCUUAUAAAAAGAGAUCCAGUGUCUUACAAAGAUGAGUUUAUGCUUCAACUGCGGCACUACAAAUCACUGUUACAAGUGUUUUGGCUCAAUCCAAACCAAGUCAACAAGAGUCUGGACGAGUUGGUGAUGUUUAUUGCACAAGUCGCUCACUGUUAUCCCGAUGUACUAUCCGACUAUGCACAGGAGCUUAUCAAUCUGUUGAACACUCACAACACGGUUUUGGACCCUGCUAUGAGAAUGACAUUCUGCCGAGCAUUGAUUUUGCUGAGGAACAAAAACCUGCUGCAGCCUACAGAUCUUUUAUCCCUCUUCUUUCAGUUACUUCGCUGCAACGAUAAAGCUCUACGGACAUUUUUACAAUCCCACAUUGUAACGGAUAUUAAGAAUAUGAACGCAAAACAUAAGAACGCUAAGCUCAACACUACUCUUCAAAACUUCAUGUUCAGCAUGUUGAAGGACAAUAAUCCAAAAGCUGCAAAACUCUCUUUGGACAUCAUGGUAGAACUGUACAAGAAAAACAUUUGGAACGAUGUGAAGACCGUCAAUGUUAUCGCCACAGCUUGUUUUUCCAAAGUUACAAAGGUUCUGGUAACAGCACUGAAGUUCUUCCUCAGUUCCGAUGAACGCAAAGAAGACGACUCAGACAGUGAUUCAGAUGACGAACCAAACGCAAAGGAAGUAAUGAUGGCGAAUAAAGUCAACAAGAAGACAAGAAAAAGAGAAAAACAGUUGAAAAAAGUCAAACAAUUGGUACAGAAAUCCAAAAAGAAGAAGUCUGCUGCACCAGUUUACAAUUUUUCUGCGUUACAGCUAAUCCAUGAUCCUCAAGGAAUGGCAGAAAAACUGUUCAAACAACUAGAAACGUCCCACGAGAGGUUUGAAGUGCGACUGAUGACUUUGGACGCUGUCUCUCGACUGAUCGGCCUCCAUCAACUGAUUCUACUGAACUUCUACCCUUACAUACAGCGAUUCCUCCAACCACAUCAGAAGGAGGUGACGAAGUUGCUGGUGUACGCGGCUCAGGCGUGUCAUGAUUUGGUUCCUCCAGAUGUGCUAGAACCAGUUUUGAGGACACUAGUGAACAACUUUGUCAGUGAGAGAAACUCCUCUGAUGUCAUGGCAAUUGGGCUGAACGCAGUCCGAGAAAUGUGUUCUCGUAACCCGUUAGUGAUGACGGAAGACCUGUUAGGAGACUUGGCGCAGUACAAGAACUACCGAGAGCGCAGUGUCAUGAUGGCGGCUCGGUCUCUCAUACACUUGUACAGGCACACAGCGCCUACACUGCUACACAAGCGAGACAGGGGAAAACCUACAGAAGCGUCUGUUGAGCUGAAACUGAAGAACUUUGGAGAAAUGGACGUCCCUGAGGCGGUACCAGGAGCUGAAGUCUUGCUGGAUAAAAAUGAGAGUACAAGUAAAACUGAUGAGGCAGACUCUGACAGCGAAGAUGGAAGUUGGAUCGACGUAUCUCACUCAGAAGAUGAACAAGAGUCUGAAGGGGAAGGAGAAGGGGAUAAUGAUGAAGAGAAAAAUGAAGAAGAGGAAAAUGAAGAAGAGGAAGGUGAAGAUGAAGAUGGAGAUGGAAGUUCAGAGGAAGAAGAAAAAGAUAAAUCAGAUAAAAAAGUAAAAAAAGGAAAAUCUGAAAAGAUCGAGAAAGUAGACGCCAAAGAAGUUGUGGCAAUGAAGAAGAAACAAGCAGCCGAAGUCAGCGUAAUGCGGAUCUUGACUGAUGAUGACUUUAAAGAAAUCGACGCAGCUUUGAUCAGGAAACAAAUCGAAGCCCCUAAAAAAGGCAUCAAGCGAAAACUGGAAGAGGACGAUUCAAAAGCCAAGAAAGAACUAGUUUCAUUGGCAGACAUUGAAAAUAUCUACAAAAAGAGGAAACACGACAAGCAAGCAAGAAUUGACUGUGUUAAGAAAGGACAAGAAGGGAGAGAAAAGUUUGGUUACAAAGAUGGCAGACUAAACCCUUUCUCCAGCAAAACCAACAGAGAGAAAAAGAAGAAUAAGAAUUUCAUGAUGAUAAAACACAAAGUCAGGGGAAAGACAAAGCGAUCUUUCAAAGACAAACAGAUUGCCCUGAGAAACUACCUUAUCAAACAAAAGAAAAUGAGAUAAUAGGUGAAAAUGAGCUACUGAAUGUGUAUAUUUGUAAAAUAAACAUUUAGUAAAAAAAAGUGCAUUAUGAUUUUACUCUUUUGAUAA
This is a messenger RNA of Macrosteles quadrilineatus (aster leafhopper), 2365 nucleotides long. Its product is annotated as protein SDA1 homolog. Gene Ontology annotation, biological process: ribosomal large subunit export from nucleus; ribosomal large subunit biogenesis. The record is from RefSeq and is a predicted model, not a curated record. The coding region runs from base 110 to 2278 and encodes 722 amino acids. The transcript has 18 exons. NCBI's taxonomy places the organism in Eukaryota, Metazoa, Arthropoda, Insecta, Hemiptera, Cicadellidae. Gene Ontology annotation, cellular component: nucleolus.